This is a messenger RNA of Exophiala xenobiotica, 730 nucleotides long. RefSeq lists its product as uncharacterized. Gene Ontology annotation, biological process: mitotic DNA replication initiation. The transcript has 4 exons. The coding region runs from base 90 to 635 and encodes 181 amino acids. Lineage: Eukaryota; Fungi; Ascomycota; Eurotiomycetes; Chaetothyriales; Herpotrichiellaceae. Gene Ontology annotation, cellular component: GINS complex. The record is from RefSeq and is a predicted model, not a curated record.
GCCUGCUUCUAGACCUCGCCAAAACAACGAGUACAUGAGGAAGAACGACACGAAAGACUGCCUGCUCUAAGCAAAAAAGAAAGCAAGGAAUGUCCUACUAUGAUGUUGACGCUAUCUUGACGGACACGCAAAAACUACCAUGUACUUUCCAACUUGAUGUGCCAGGACUUGGAUACUUGGAUGGUAAUGCUGGUGGAACGGUCAAGGCCGGCACGACAAUAGAACUGCCCAUGUGGUUGGGUGUCAUGCUCGCAGUGUCAACCGGCAAUACACCUGGCUCGCCGCAACUAGUCACGCUGAAUUUCCCCCCUCCACUUCAGCAGCGAGUGAUCAAUGCGUUGAAAGCAAACCCAAGGACAGUGGAUUUACGAGCCCAGGCACCGCACUACUACGCUCUAGGUGCACGAAUUAUGGAACUGUUCGAAGACCAGGCUGUACUGGAUACUCUGCUAGAUACCUUCAAAUCACGAGCAUCAGAGAUUGCAGACCAAGCGCACAAUCCCCGAGGAGCAUUGGGUGACGGUGCUGAUUUCCUCAGAGGCCUGGAAGAGAGCGAGCGCCAACUCUUCAAAGCUGCGCAUGAAGGGCCGAAAUCAGUGAAAGCGUGGACGCAAGAUCUGAGGAGGAGUACUUGAGACGAGGAAAGGGAAAGAAAUGGGCAUGAGUCAUGAUUUGAUGAAGCAGUCGAAUAGAUGACCUGUAUACAAUGGCGAAAUUCGCUUCUGUGGAG